UAGUUGGAUGCUGAUAACUAUGAGACUGAUCCAUGUCUGAAAGAGAUUCGGAGAGCAGAAAAUUAUUCUUGGAUGGAUAUAGUAACCAUACAUAAAGACAAGCUUCCAAAUUACGAGGAAAAGAUAAAAACAUUUUAUGAAGAACAUUUACACCUAGAUGAUGAAAUACGCUACAUCUUGGAUGGAUCUGGCUAUUUUGAUGUUCGAGACAAGGAUGACCAAUGGAUCCGGAUUUCCAUGGAAAAAGGAGACAUGAUAACCCUCCCUGCCGGCAUUUAUCACCGAUUUACUCUGGAUGAGAACAAUUAUGUGAAGGCCAUGAGGCUAUUCGUUGGAGAACCUGUCUGGACAGCGUACAACAGGCCGGCUGAUGAUUUUCCUGCUCGGAAACAGUAUGUGAAGUUUUUGGCUGAAGAAGCACAGUAAUGGUGUCUAAGACCUGACAGGUGGAACAGCCCAGAGCCCUGUCGGAAUAAAUGUGACUGGCGGCUUUUCACUGAUUGCGUAUAUUUACAUAUAAGCUUAGAAUCACAGAAUCAUAGAAAAAUUUACGUUGAAAGGUCAUUUGGAGGUCACCUAGUCAAACCCCCUGUGAAGUACCAGGCCAACUUCAAAGCUAGACAAAGUUACUCGAGACCUUGAGGUUUGGAAACCUCCAGUGGAAAAGGUUGCACAGCCUGUCUGGGUGCCCAUUCCAGCACUUAGCUGCUCUCAUGGCCAAGCAUUUGUUCUUCAUGGCCAAAUUCCUGGUUGCAACUUGUAGUUGUCGUCUCUUCCCCUUUCACUGAUGCCUGAGAAGAGUCUGGCUCUGUCUUCUCCGCAGUCCCUUCUGU
This is a messenger RNA of Balearica regulorum gibbericeps (East African grey crowned-crane), 833 nucleotides long. The record is from RefSeq and is a predicted model, not a curated record. Lineage: Eukaryota; Metazoa; Chordata; Aves; Gruiformes; Gruidae.